Messenger RNA from Galeopterus variegatus (Sunda flying lemur), 1978 nucleotides. It is a transcript of the gene PRMT2, whose product is annotated as protein arginine methyltransferase 2. NCBI's taxonomy places the organism in Eukaryota, Metazoa, Chordata, Mammalia, Dermoptera, Cynocephalidae. Gene Ontology annotation, biological process: peptidyl-arginine methylation. Gene Ontology annotation, cellular component: nucleus. Gene Ontology annotation, molecular function: protein binding; protein-arginine N-methyltransferase activity. The transcript is spliced from 11 exons. The record is from RefSeq and is a predicted model, not a curated record. The coding region runs from base 81 to 1382 and encodes 433 amino acids.
GGCGGAGACUCGCGGCUGAGAAAUGGAGGGGAAUAUGAAAUGAUAAAAGCAGCAGUUAUGAGGCAGAGCCUAAGAGAACUAUGGCAACAUCAGGCGACUGUCCCAGAAGUGAAUCACAGGAAGAACAGCCUGUCGAGCGCAGUGAAGAAGAGCUCCUCCAGGAGGGAGCUCAGCCAGAGGAGUUCGUGGCCAUAGCAGACUACUCUGCCACUGAUGAGACCCAGCUCAGUUUUUUGAGAGGAGAAAAAAUUCUUAUCCUGAGACAAACCACUGCCGAUUGGUGGUGGGGUGAACGUGCGGGCUACUGUGGGUACAUACCAGCGAACCACGUUGGCAAACACGUGGAGGAGUACGACCCUGAGGACACGUGGCAGGAUGAGGAGUACUUUGGCAGCUACGGAACGCUGAAACUUCACUUGGAGAUGUUGGCAGACCAGCCACGAACAACUAAGUACCACAACGUUAUCCUGCAGAAUAAAGAUUCCUUGAAGGAUAAAGUCAUCCUGGACGUUGGCUGUGGAACCGGGAUCAUCAGUCUCUUCUGCGCACAUUAUGCACAGCCCAAAGCGGUAUAUGCCGUGGAGGCCAGCGAGAUGGCACAGCACACGGGGCAGCUGGUCCUGCAGAACGGCUUCGCAGACACCAUCACCGUGUUUCAGCAGAAGGUGGAGGACGUGGUGCUGCCCGAGAAGGUGGACGUGCUGGUGUCUGAGUGGAUGGGGACCUGCCUGCUGUUCGAAUUCAUGAUCGAGUCCAUUCUGUACGCCCGGGAUGCCUGGCUGAAAGAGGACGGGAUCAUAUGGCCAACCACGGCUGCGCUGCACCUUGUGCCCUGCAGCGCCGACAAGGACUACCACAGCAAGGUGCUCUUCUGGGACAACGCCUACGAGUUCAACCUCAGUGCGCUGAAAUCUUUAGCAAUUAAGGAGUUUUUUUCGAAGCCCAAGUAUAACCACAUUUUGAAACCAGAAGACUGUCUCUCUGAACCAUGCACUAUAUUACAAUUGGACAUGAGAACUGUGCAAAUCUCUGAUCUAGAGACCCUGCGGGGCGACCUGCGCUUUGACAUCCGGAAGGCGGGCACGCUGCACGGCUUCACGGCCUGGUUCAGCGUGCACUUCCAGAGCCUGCAGGAGGGCCAGCCUCAGCAGGUGCUCAGCACCGGCCCCUUCCACCCCACCACACACUGGAAGCAGACACUGUUUAUGAUGGAUGACCCAGUCCCUGUCCACACAGGAGAUGUGGUCACAGGUUCAGUUGUGUUGCAGAGAAAUCCAGUAUGGAGAAGGCACAUGUCGGUUGCUCUGAGCUGGGCUGUCACUUCCAGACAGGACCCCACAUCUCAAAAAGUUGGAGAAAAAGUUUUUCCGAUCUGGAGAUAACAGAGACGUUCCAUUUGGGAGGCAGCCUGCGUACCUUGUGGGAGGAACACAGUGAAUCAAGAUGCACCUGGUUGCUCCCACCCACUCUACACUGCCCUUCCCCGCCUGGCCAGCGACGUCAGGCUCCUUCACAGACAAAUGCGCUUGGGCUGGCAGGAGCUGCAUUGCCACCCUCACUGCCCAGUGUCUGCCCAUAGAAGUAGGCUAUGUUAUCCUGGUGUUCACCCCGUGGUUCCCACAGUGCCAACCCGUGGGUAGGUCGUGGUUCAGUGUUUCCAAGCUAGGUCUAGUUCUGAACUCCUAGGAUGCACGUGUAUCAGCCUGUGUUCCCCUGUGACAGUGACUGUUCAUGCAUCAUGUAUUAGUGGUGUCCUUGCUGCUGUCGGUUCACCCACUCAACAUGCAGGAUGUAGCACUGCACCACUCUGUGCAGGUGGUGUGUAGGGCGCUGAGCUGCUCCAGCCUGGAGUCAGGGCUGGAAUUGGCGGUGCAUGUGAUGGGCUCUGCAUGGGAUAGUACAGUUGUGUCGAUGUCUUUCAAAUAAAUUAUGUGGUAGCACUUAGUACAUGCUCAAUAAAUAUUUUUUACUGAACAUA